Prunus armeniaca (apricot) is the source of this 609-nucleotide messenger RNA. NCBI's taxonomy places the organism in Eukaryota, Viridiplantae, Streptophyta, Magnoliopsida, Rosales, Rosaceae. The record is from the annotation of a GenBank genome assembly.
AUGUCCCAAGACAUCUACUCUGAGCGCCCCUUGUUUGGCGGUGCCAUUACUAGCACCUUCCCUCUUAGGUUCCAGGAUGUGAGCGACAUUCGGCAAGUUCCUGAUCACCAGGAGGCAUUUGUGGACCCUGCCCGGGACGAAAGCUUGAUCUUUGAGCUCUUGGAAUUGAAGCAUGAAGUUGGCGAUGAUGCAAGUGCUACAUGGUUUCUCCAAGACCUCGCCACUGAACAAGAUGCUGACGGCAGCAUGGUGAUUGAACAGUCAGGAGUAGUUGAGGCCCCUGGAUUAUGUUAUAGAAACACACCUGCUGUUGUUACAACUGCUGUUGGUCAAAUGUCCAUUUCCAAGGGGCGGCAGGGAAGGGAGGCACAAAAUAUUGUGAGGGUCUAUGUGGCAAAUCUGCGACUUAAGGAAGUUAAUACUGAUGUGCUAGUUACUGCAUAUGAACCCGUUCAUAUAAAUCCUUUGAGCGAAAGUGCAAGCACAGUGGGGGCUGGUCUUGCUGUUCCUGCAGUACAAUCCGGAUAUAUGCCAGUGGCCGAGGUCUUUAAACUCGCUGUCUCUAGCUUCAAAGUCAAUGACUGGAAUCUUUUCGGCUCUGUGGCCUGA